GAGCAGCGGAAGUUUUGGCGACCGCUGGCACUACUACGAUCGGGAGCCAGGCUGAAGCUCGGAGGACCAGCGAGCGGGCGGACCGGUUUACGGACGCCCGUGGGCCCGCUGCCACCAUCUCGCGUCCUCUUGCCUGGAAAAGCAUUUAAGCUUUUAAAAUGUCAUCUAUCAAGCACUUAGUUUAUGCAGUUAUUCGUUUCUUACGGGAACAAAGUCAGAUGGAUGCUUAUACUUCGGAUGAACAAGAAAGUUUGGAAGUUGCAAUUCAGUGCUUGGAGACAGUUUUUAAAAUCAGCCCAGAAGAUACUCAUCUUGCAGUUUCACAGCCUUUGACAGAAAUGUUCAGCAAUUCCUUCUGUAAGAAUGAUAUUUUGCCUCUCUCAAACUCAGUGCCUGAAGAUGUGGGAAAAGCUGACCAAUUAAAAGAUGAAGGCAAUAACCACAUGAAAGAAGAAAAUUAUGCUGCUGCUGUGGAUUGUUACACACAGGCCAUAGAACUGGAUCCAAAUAAUGCAGUUUAUUAUUGCAACAGGGCUGCUGCUCAGAGUAAAUUAGGUCACUACACAGAUGCAAUAAAGGAUUGUGAGAAGGCAAUAGCAAUCGAUUCAAAGUACAGCAAGGCCUAUGGGAGAAUGGGACUGGCCCUCACUGCCAUAAAUAAAUUCGAAGAAGCAGUUACAAGUUAUCAAAAGGCAUUAGAUCUUGACCCUGAAAAUGAUUCUUACAAGUCAAAUCUGAAAAUAGCAGAACAGAAGUUAAGAGAGGUAUCUAGUCCUACAGGAACUGGAUUGAGCUUUGACAUGGCUAGCUUAAUAAAUAAUCCAGCCUUCAUUAGUAUGGCAGCAAGUUUAAUGCAGAAUCCUCAAGUUCAGCAGCUAAUGUCAGGAAUGAUGACAAAUGCCAUUGGGGGACCUGCUGCUGGAGUUGGAGGCCUAACUGACCUGUCUAGCCUCAUCCAAGCGGGACAGCAGUUUGCUCAGCAGAUACAGCAACAGAAUCCUGAACUUAUAGAGCAACUUAGAAAUCACAUCCGGAGCAGAUCAUUCAGCAGCAGUACUGAAGAACAUUCCUGACUUGACCAGGGACCCUAGCCCAGAGCACAAAUGAUUAUGGCUCUUAAAUGUUUGCUGUAGAUAGUGGCCAAAACAAAGACACCUAAAGAAUCAAUCUGUCUAGAUGAUAGGUUUAUCAUAAACAGACUUGAACAUGACUCCUUUGUAAACAAAUGAUCACUAGCCCUGUUGAGUGCCAGUAUAGUACUGAACAGGGUUCCAUUUUCAAAUCAAAUCAUCAUCAUCAUAUUUGUAUAUUAGACCUAAUAGCAGAGUAUAUUUAUUGAACAGUAGCGCUGUGUAUUGGCAAGUUCUCUAGCUCCAAAUUCCCUUAAGCAGACUUUUUUGAAAGAUGGGGAUGACCAAGAGGAAAGGUUUCUCAUGCUGAUUCAGGAGAAAUAUACAGCCAUGGAACAGCAUGUUUGGAGAGAAGAAAUUUGUUGCCUAGUUUUAGCUCUGAUAGUGCUAUCAGUACUGAAUAUCUAUCACAGGGCCAGUACUGUCCUUAAUGCUGCUUGCUCUGAUGCGGAACAAGGAAUACUAAGAGCUGGUGAGAAGCAGCAUUUGGUGCAAGUGCUGUUUUGAAAUGAAAAAUAGAUGCUGUGAAUGUACAGAAGGUGAAAGUAGGAUGUUCAGGUUGUUUGCAUAGUUCUUAACCAAUCUUGCCUGCAGUUUGAUCUUGAUAACGUUAGCAUGGCCAAUUACUCUAAGUACAUAAUCAAAUACAUUUAGAAAUCCUUAAUGGUACUGGUUAGGUCCAUUGUAUAACUAUUCAAUUUAACUAGCACAAUUUCCCUAAUGGUGACCUUACCAUGGAAACUCUUAAAUAUAUUUACAUUUAAAUAAGCCAGUGGUUUGAUUCUCAAGUUAAGGAUUUUCUAAGUGGCAUUUAAUUAUGUGCCUAUAAAUACUGAUUUUUUAAACCUAAUUAUUUGAUGGCUUAUAAAAAGCUUCUAUCACUAACAUUGCUUGUUCAUAUAAACCUUUGCUAUAAUUUGGCUUGGCAUGUUGCUUUUAUGCUUCAUCUUAAUUUGAUGCAAUGUAAACAUAACAGGGGACUUAAAAUAUUUUAUGGACAUCAGAUCAUAGUAGUUAAUGAAGAGAUAUGGCAUUAAGUAUUAAUGGCAUGACUCUACAGUGAUGAGAGACCAUUUUAACUGGAAUUUUUGUUAAUUAUGAAAUUGGUAAAGUUGGGUGAACAAAUAAUCAUUUCACAAGUGUUGUGAGAGAAAACUGAAAAAUUAACUAAUAUAAAAUUAACUCAGUAAUACUUAUGAUGAUGAAGGCCUUACUAUAACUGUUCUCCUCAAAAGACUAAUAAUGUGGUAUCUACAAGGUUAAAAAUUAACUCUUCCUUUCUUUCCUCUUGUGAGAUUAGAACAGUGGUUCUGUAAUUUCACUGUAAGAAUUAAAAAUGCAGAUCCAGA
Messenger RNA from Felis catus (domestic cat), 2479 nucleotides. RefSeq names its product small glutamine rich tetratricopeptide repeat co-chaperone beta (gene SGTB). The transcript has 11 exons. Bases 159 to 1073 code for a protein of 304 amino acids. The record is from RefSeq and is a predicted model, not a curated record. Gene Ontology annotation, molecular function: molecular adaptor activity; protein binding. Lineage: Eukaryota; Metazoa; Chordata; Mammalia; Carnivora; Felidae. Gene Ontology annotation, biological process: post-translational protein targeting to endoplasmic reticulum membrane. Gene Ontology annotation, cellular component: TRC complex; membrane.